Agrilus planipennis (emerald ash borer) is the source of this 990-nucleotide messenger RNA. Its product is annotated as chymotrypsin-2-like. NCBI's taxonomy places the organism in Eukaryota, Metazoa, Arthropoda, Insecta, Coleoptera, Buprestidae. The record is from RefSeq and is a predicted model, not a curated record. The transcript has 4 exons. Gene Ontology annotation, biological process: proteolysis. Bases 64 to 957 code for a protein of 297 amino acids. Gene Ontology annotation, molecular function: serine-type endopeptidase activity.
CCGAGAGAUUCAAGUUGCACAGUGAUUUUAUUGAAUAUCAUUGGAUGCAUUGACAAUUUCAGAAUGAAGUUACUCGUUGUUCUUUUAGGCCUUCUUUGUACCUCGGUGCAUGGGGCACCAAACCUAUCAGAAAAGGUACAUUCACCCCAUCCAGCUUACGUAAAAGAUAUAGAAAUCUUACCAUCCGACGAUACCAGGAUAACACAAGGUGAACGUGCUUUUAGAGACCAAUUUCCUUACCAGGUUUCCAUAGAGUGGGGUAACAAUCAGUCACCCACCCACCUCUGCGGUGGUAGUCUCAUUACGGAAUCGGUGGUACUCACGUCUGCUAGUUGUAUCAGAAACUACGGUACCUAUAUCAUCGCUGCUGGAAUCCUCAAUCGAGGCGAAAAUAGCUCAUCUGCUCAAAGACGAAAUGUUGACAGUAUUGUCGUUCACGAAAAUUGGCCCGGCGAAGGCCCGGCUCCAUUUGAUAUUGCCCUAAUAAAGGUAGCCUCGCCCUUCAUCUUGACCUCUUCCGUCCGGGUUGUUGGACUACCUGCCCAAGGUGUCGUUCCUUCUGGAAGCGCCGUUCUUUCUGGAUGGGGAAGGACGUUUUAUAAUUCUGUUCUCCCAACCGUCCUGCAACACGCCUAUCUACAAAUCCUACCAAAUAACGAGUGCGCCCGAAGUUUAAUCAAUCAACUGGGAUAUUCCGAUCCUUUGGACGAUACCCAAAUUUGUACAAGCGCACGCGUUUCUGAUCAAACAAAAAGGGUGUCCGUUUGCCGUGGUGACUCUGGUAGCCCAUUGGUCCAAGGCUAUGUUCAAGUGGGUAUCGUCUCUUGGGGUUUAACACCAUGCGGCACCACCUUUGCCCCAUCUGUCUACACAAGAGUUUCUACCUAUUCUGACUGGAUUGACGAUAAACUUGAGCAGUUACGGUCUGCCGUUCCUUCGGGCAUCGACAAUGAAUAAAUAAAAUUACUUACAAAUAAAUAACGUCUUUUA